This is a messenger RNA of Melozone crissalis (California towhee), 387 nucleotides long. RefSeq names its product small integral membrane protein 13 (gene SMIM13). Bases 86 to 355 code for a protein of 89 amino acids. Lineage: Eukaryota; Metazoa; Chordata; Aves; Passeriformes; Passerellidae. The transcript is spliced from 2 exons. The record is from RefSeq and is a predicted model, not a curated record.
CCUCCUCGGCGGCGGGAGGAGGAGCAGGAGCGGGAGCGGGGCCGGCGGCCCGGCCCGGGUCCUGCCGGCUGCCCCCGGCCGCGCCAUGUGGCAGAGCGUCGGGCUGACCCUGCUGGUGAUCGUGGCCACGCUGGCCUGCGUGCUGCUGUUCAUGCUGUGCGGAUGGUAUGUGGUCUGGCAAUUGUUCCUGUCUAAAUUCAAAUUCCUGAGAGAAUUGAUAGGUGAUACAGGGUCCCAGCAGGGAGACAACGAGCCUUCAGAAGCUGAAACUGAACAGGAAACUCCGCCCUCGCCUCAGAGAGGGAGACAGAAAUCGGCUCGGCAGCGAAGGGCACCUACGGAAGACACGACUUAAAGUACCCAUUGAACUUCUGCGUAAACUGUGAA